GCUGACAAGAUGUGGAGCAGCAAAUCUAAUAAAGCAUCAGUGCUAAAUCAGAGACUGAUGCAGAGUCCGAGUACGAGGCAAGAUUUGGCCUCAGCAUGGGAUACAGUCAACAAGACCAAAGCUGCUUUGCGCCACAUAGAAAACAGGCUCGAAGCUGUACCCACCACCACUGCAGUGAUUGACACGGUGAUGGAUACUAAGAAAACUUUGAGCAGUGCUACUAGAAAAAUCAGUAGGAGGGAUGGAAGGUACCUGGAGGAUUCUAUAGCCAGUGCUACAUCUGCCAAGUCCAGUAGUCGCAGCAAAUCACGGAAGGACAAAACGUCCCGCAGCCCCUUGCGAUCUACCACUCUGGAAAGCAACAUUAAGAAGGGCAGUCGAGUUGAAUUCAGAGAUCCGCUAACUGCAUAUAGGGAAGUGGAUGUCAGAGUACCAUCUUAUCUGACUGCUAGCCAGCUGGAAGCUCAGCGUCUCCUUUCUGAACGUAACUCCAGUGAAGUGCGAGGGAAGGAGCGUGAAGUCAGCCGCAUGAUAUAUGAGCGAGACAAUCGAAAUUAUCACUGUCUGGACAAUGAGAGUACGUGCUCGACUGCAAUAGAUGACACUGAGGUGAAGUAUCUCAAUGACCACUCAGCACUUGAUGGCCUGCACAGCUCCGACGCACUUUACAAACCUCUUGGCCGAGGUUCCCUGGGACAGAAAGGUGGCACUGAGAAAGGUCCCCAUGUUAAGCUAGUGAGCUGCGAGUCGGAUACAAAGAGCGACCGGCCUUCUGAGCAGUCCCAGUUGUCCUCCCCAAGUUCCACUUCUGAGUCAGUGAUGCAGAAACUGGAGAUGAUGCGCAGAAAGCAGCACGAUGACAAGCUCGAGAAGCUGAAGGAACGGAUCAGGAAACAGCGAGAGCACUCUGAUGAAUCUAUUGAGAGGGAUCGACUACUGAACCUCUGCGAGCUGCCUGCAGUGCCUGCAAUAGAUACCACAAUUUCCACUGCCAAAGUGAGAAAGGUUGCUGCAGCACCACCUGCUCCAUCGUACAAAGGUUUCAACCCGAUGGAGACCAAAAUCCGAACACCAGAUGGCAAAGUGUGGCGUGAGGAUGAAUUGCACCGGGAUUUCACGCUCCAGUUAACAGAGAGCAGUAAAACGAAGGAAGCCGCAUGUGAAAAAGCUAAAGAGAAGAAAAUCACUAAACCAGUGCGGAAAGUGCAAAAGGUUGCUCGAUCACCAAGCCCUGACACCAAACCAAGUGCUCAUGUUAUCAGCACAGGCUCCUGGCGUGAAGGCCAGAAGUUGGUUAAGAUGGUUUUGGGACCUGCACCUAAAACAGUGAAGGAAAAUGAAAAGGCUCCCAGCACAAGAGCUGGGAGAGAGAGGAAUGCCAGACCAAGAAAUACCACAAGAACAGACUCUGACACCAGGCUUGAAGCUUCUAAAAGGUUGCGUCCCAGGAGUUCUGAGAGACAGAGACCUGAGCAGCAGCCAGAGACUGACCGUAGAAAGAAAGAGGGGCAGAAUGAAUUGGACAUGCUGAAUACACAUGUGCUGCCAGCAGAAGUACGAGGGAUUCUCGAUGACCUUCAGAUGAAGUCAUCCCAUCAAGAUCCGGAAGACAAGGUUGGUUUGGAAGAAGGUAAGAGACCAAUUGGAAUCCGGUUCUCUUCGAGAAGUGUGAGCCCAGUUAAGAGGAAGCAGGAGAGGCUCAACCUGAGCACAGAAAUGCAGCUGAAGCGAUUGCGUCACUAUGAUGCUGAGGAAGUGCGCCAAUAUAUUGCCAGGCAGCAGGUAGAGAGGAAGAAGAGGCAGACAGAGGAGAAGAAAGCCCAGAAGGAAGCAAUGGAACAAAAGAACAAACGUCUGCAGGAACUCUACAGAAAGCAAAAAGAAGCCUUCUCAAAGCCCAGGCAAGAGCCAAUGUGUCAGAGACGUUUACAGGAAACGUUCUCGAAAUAUGUGUCUGAGCCAGCAAAGGUUGAAGAGCCAUCACACCACGAAGCAGUGCUGGAGGAGAGACAGCAAAAGACUGUUUAUCAACCUUCAGGAGAAUCUGACAAAGAGAACAAAGGUCAAGAGCGGCCCCUUAGUGCCUCAUCGAGUAGUGACAUGUCUCUCUCCGAACCUUCGCACAGGUUGCAGAGACAUGACCGUUUGGAGUCCACGUGGAUGCCGACUCAUCGGUUGAACCCUACAGCCCAACCAGCCCACACUGGCAGUGGAGCCAACCACCUGCAUCUACCGAAUGCGGAAUCUCAAAAUCUGUUGCCCGAGGAUUUGGAAGCAGCAGCAAAUAGGAAGGAAGCUCCAUCGAAAGGGCAGGUGCCUUCUCUUCAUCCAUCCUCUGGCUUCUCACCAUAUGACUAUACAGCAGGUACACAAAAGCCCAUAGCCCCGCAGAAAAGUAGACUAGACCGCAUUGAGGCACUGAAGGCAAUGGCAGCCUCCCUCUCCAAUCGAAUUGAGAAUGGAGCCAAAAAGCUUGCAGGUGCGGGCAUCAACUACGGUGUUGCGCAGAGCUCUGAGCAUGAUGUGCUCCAGACCGCAUGGGAUGAUGGGUGCUGGGUAAAGCCUGUCAGUCCACCAGUCCGUGACGGUGGUGAGGACAGCAUCUCACCCAGAAUGCAUCGAAUUCGAGGAGCCAAUGUGGGUCUCACUACCUAUGUGGAUGGUCUACCAGGAGUCAGCAGUCUUUAUGAAUUUAAAAAGUUUGGUGAGUCACCCCAUUGUCAAGCCUCCACAACAACAACAGCAGACGUAGAGGCCAGGACUUCAGGGACAGACAGGCAACAGGAAGUGAACUGGGAAAACACAUACAAGAGGUCACUUGAGGCCCUGGAGCAAGAUUUGCAAAAGCUCAGCAGAGAAAAAAAGCAGUUUGAUUCCCCCCAUUCUAGUGAAGGGUCAAUCAGUGAAGGGCCACUGCUGAGUGAAGGAAGUCUCUCUGAGGAGGAUGGUCUACCCAGAUGCAGAGAUCCUGUUGGAUCAACAGAAAAGCUAAAGGACAAGGAAUUCUGUGCAGGAGAAUUGAGCUCAUCCAGACCAGUUUUAGAUUUCCAGAAAGAAGCAGAAAAGUACCAACCACUGCAAAUACACCCAGUGGGAAGCAAGAGCCGAGCACCUUGGGAAGAGCUGGCCAAAGGAAGUCCUCACAGUGUGAUUAAUAUCUUUACAAAGAGUUACCAGUUCACUGGACAAGGAGGUUUGGAGGAAGAAUCUGGCAGAAGCUCACCAACCCUGCAGCCCCUGAUGUCUACAAGUCCUGAAGUAGCAGCUAUGUAUGAGGAUGACUUCCUCUCCUCCCAGAGCAGCACAGCUUCGAGCAGGAAGAUCCCAUCAUAUCAAAGCAGAGCGUCCAGUGCCCAAGGUGAAUGUCCCAGCAAAGGUUCUAUCAAUACAGCGUCGGGCGAGGUAUCCCCGCAGUCCUUGGGACAAUGUUCCACGGUCUCUUCCCGAUCCUCUGGCUCUUCAGGAAAGAAACUAAAAAUAGACAGUAAUGAUGCUGCUGGGAGUGUGCAACACUCUCCUGUGAAUGAUGGUGCUUGGGUAUCUGCCAGUAUUUCAGAGCGGAGUUCCCCUGAAGGAAGGAUGCCAAGCCUUGGGCAAAUGUUUGUGGAAGAUGUUGAGCAAGUGAAGGACACAAAAGUGCAGGAAGACACCACUGUUCAUGUCCCAACUAGUGCUCAGGGGGAGUCAAAGGCCAAGAAAAGCACAAGCUCUUCUUCUUUCCAUUCCCCUGGCAGUUCUGUGUCUCAGAGACAUUUUCAGAAUGAUACAGUGAUAACUUCCGGAGAUGGGAUGAGGCAGCUGCCUGCUACUACCUUCACACCUUCACCGUCUCUAGCCUACAGACCGCAACUCGCUGAUGUCAGUGUUACUGGAGCCAGACCCUCCAUGUCCUCUGCUGCAGUCUCCAUGCUCAACUCCCCGUUAAGUCUCCAACACCGCAUGACUGCUGAACUCACUUAUUUGGAUGCUAUAGAAGAGUCCGUCCGCCAGCUGUCGGAGAUAGACAGGACCCGGGGAAUUGCCCUUGCUCAACAAGAGACUGUGUCGUUGGCUCAGAUCCUAAAGGCCCAACAGCAAAGACAUGAGCAUGACCUAGCCCUGCUGAAGCUGAAGGCUGAGCAGGAAGCUGUUGCAAGUCAGAGGCAGCUAGAGGAGGCCAGGCAGAAAGCUGUACAGGUGCACGCAGAAACGCUGCAGCAGUUUGCACAGGUUCGCCAAGAGAUGCUGCAAGAGUCCACAAGUAAAAUGAUGACUCAGCAGGUGGAAGUUGCUAGGCUGGCAGCCGAUACAGCACGUCAGGUUAAAGAGAUGACUGAGUUGGCAUGUGCACAGGUUGUAGCAGGAUCUCUGACUGCUGCAAACCUAUCUCGUGGAACAGCUCCUGUGCCAAUGACAGUGCUGUUGGACCAGCAGAGGCAGCAGCAUUCAGACUUCAUGAAGCAACUGCGAACCAGGGCUGAAUCUGACAGCAGAAAGAAUGAAAGCAGCCAAACACCAGUUGGACCUAUGGAGAAACCGCCAGAUGCUAAAAUUCGUUACUCAGCUUCAUUAGACAGUCUGUCUGAGUCAUCCAGACUCAAACACCAUGAUCGGAGCAGCAGCAGCGGCAGUAGUAGGCACGACAGUCCCUCCUUACCAUUUUCAGAGAAAAGCAGAACUUUCUGCCAUGCAAAGGGAAACAGCUCUAUCGAAGAGGUGGUGAAGACAGCAGCUGACGACUCGAUCCACAGCGACAGUGUGCCUUCGUUACCUGAUGAGAAAGACUCUGCUUCUGUUGCCACUGAGUACUCACUCAAAUUUGAUGAGUCGAUGACCGAAGAUGAGAUUGAAGAGAAAUCCUUCCGUUCCCUUCUGCCAUCAGAGAGCCAUCGCCGCUUUAAUAUGGAGAAGAAACGCAGCCAGCAGGAUGAUUCGGAUGAGGACAUAGCGCGGGAUCAGUCGUCUUCAAUAGCUGUAAAACAUGAUUUGAGCAUGCCCUUCUCUGGGGGACAAGACAGUUUCUCCAAAUUCACCAUGGAGAUGGUGCGGCAGUACAUGAAGGAAGAGGAGAUGCGUGCACAGCACCAGGUGUCACUCCUCAAGCUACGAGAACGAGCCUUGAAGGAAAAGACCAAAGCAGAGCUGGCCUGGUUGGAGCACCAGAAAAAACGCCUUAGAGACAAAGGAGAAGAUGACAAGAUGCCACCCAUUCGUAAGAGACAGCGUGGGCUUCUUCUGAGGCUGCAGCAGGAGCAGGCUGAAAUCAAGCGUCUUCAAGAAGCCAACAGGGCUGCUCACAAAGAGAGACAACUAAUUCUGAAACAGCAGGAGGAGAUUCAACGUAUGCGCCAGACCACCAUCAAAAUUCAGGAGAAACUGAAAUCAGCUGGGGAGAGCAAGUUGGUUCAAACUCUACAGGAGCAGCGGAAUGCAGAACAAACAGACGUGGAGAAUGUUUCCAAAGUGAGCCACACUUCCAGUCCCCUGCAAACAGAUAUGGAGACACGGAGCCCCUCCCCUGUUUCGAUCUCGGGCAGUGAGACUAGCAGCAUCAUGCAAAAACUGAAGAAGAUGCGCAGUCAUAUGGAUGAAAAGUUCCUUACUAAAAGGGAGCAGAAAUUGAUGCAUCGGCGACGGCAUGCAGAGGAGCUGCUUGAGUGGAAGCGGCGGCUCGAUGCUGAGGAAGCUGAGAUCCGGCGAAUGGAAAAGCAAGCUCUGGCUGCUUGGGACAAGGACCUCAAACAAAAAAUGACAAAGAGAGAGGCAAGCGAGAAGAUUCCAGACUCUAAGGACACAGGCAGUGAGGAAGAAUGUCCUGCGCCAUCUUGCUCUCAGCCCCACAGUGACAGUUCAAUUCCUGAGGAGGUUGGAAGUUCACCUGUACAGACUCUGGAAUCACCAUCAGCAGCCCUUAGGAUGACCACCAGUCCUGACCAUAGUGUUUUCACAAAUGAUGGUUAUUCCCAGGACUUUGAAUCUGUCGCAACACACAGUAAACAGUCUCCUCCCUCAAAAGUGACUGAGAGUUCAUUGAAGCAAGAUGGCCAGAAAAUCAGUUCCGGUGUCCGUGUGCAUGUCAGACCUGUUGUAAAAUCCCGCCAAGCAUCUGGCAGCUGGUCUGAUGAAUCUGUUUCUGUGACACAGUCAGAAACUACGUCAGACCAGAGUGAUAUUGAGAGCAGGAUCCGUGCACUGAAGGACGAACUUAAGAAGCGCAAAUCCAUUGUGGACAAGUUGAAGAAAGAGCAGAAGAAACGACAAAAGGAACGAUUGAAAGCACAGGAGGCCAGCCUCAUCAAACAGCUAGAGUCCUAUGAUGAGUUUAUUAAGAAGACCCAGGCUGAACUCAGUAAAGAUCUUGAUGUUGCCAGCUCAAGCUCAACCAAACCACAGAUUAAAACUCUGUACUCCACUGCUACUGAGAAAUCGAAGAUUAAACCACUCUCUCUGCAGAGGGCUGAAUCUGCAAAGAGCUGGAAAUCUCUUACUGAGAGUGAAAUAUCCAAAGCAUCACUGGGCCCCAUUACCAAGCAGGAUCAAAGAUCAUCAAGUCCAGAUGGGCAGAAAUGCAACUUGCUCAGCGAACUGUAUGCAUCAGAUCGAAGCAAGUCUGCAGUCUUUGAUAGUCGACCUGAUGAUUCCUCUAGGAGUCCUUCUCCAGUUUUAAAAAGUUACAUGAAAUCUAGACUUGACUUUGUUGAAGGGCUAGAUAAUGUAGCAGGAGCUCUUGAAUGUAGUCUUUUGCCAGAUCAUUUGGCAUUUAGACCAGAGGACGGUUCUGGUGAUGAAAGUGUUGUGUCCAGUCAUCAAUCUAUGCAAGAUGAUAUCCAGGAGGAACUUAAUCAUCUAAAAUCAGAGGACUCUGAUGUAGAGGAUGUACUUGGCUUGUCUAGGCAGUCAGAUCAAUCUGAACCCUUGUUGAAACUAGACAUUGAGAAACUGCAGCACCUCAACAUCUCUGAGCCUAUGGAGGAAUCGACUCCGCUAAACAGAGUCCUUUCUGAUAAUGCAGAACAGCCCUUAGUAGCAGAGCAUGUUGAAAUGAAGUUUGAGGACUUGGAGGAUGAGGAAUACUACUUGCACAAGGAAAGCUAUCCUGAUGAGGAGGAUGGAGCUAGUGAUCAUUCAGCCAGUUCUGUGAAGAUUGUGAAAUCAGUUAAGUCAGAUAACUCUGUUGCAAGUGUUCUGUCUGACUGUGGAGAAUUGAAAAGAACUCCAUCAAAGAAUGAUUCUUAUUCUCAAGAUUUUGAUUGCCUUUCCCAAGGAAAGGAGACUAUUUACUCAGAAAAUUUUGAGUCAUUGCUGAGGAGGGAGACAUCUGAAGACAUGGAUGAAAGUUCACGUGGUGGGAGUUGCAAAAUUGCUACUGAAUCUGCAGAGGCCCUUUUGCUUAGAAACAAAAUUACUAUUGACACAAAUCUCACUGAACUCCAAGUGCUGUCCCCUCCUGAGCAUUCCAAGCAGGAGGAAAUGAAUGAAGAGGAGAAGCUUUCUCGAAGUGCUUCACCAAGCAUCAGUGUGGAUGAUGAAAUCAGUGAGCAACUGUGUGAGAAAUCCUCUCCCAGCUGUGGGAGUGUGCAUUCAGAACAACUUAUAGACUUGAAAUCGGCAACUGAGAAGAUCAGAAAUGAAGAACGAAGUGAUGCCAACAAUGAGGAACUGACUCCCGUGCCAUCGCACUCUCCUUCUCCAUGUCACACCCCAACACCUUUGUUGCCUGAAACCGAUGAGCUGCCUGAAUUCCAAAUCGGUGCGAGAAUUUUAGUUAGUAGCAUCCAACCAGGGACACUUCGCUUCAAGGGCAGAACUAGCUUUGCCAAUGGCUUUUGGGCUGGUGUGGAGCUGGAUAUGCCAGAAGGCAGUAAUAAUGGGACGUAUGAUGGAGUCGAGUACUUCAGAUGCAGGGAGAGAUGUGGCAUCUUUGCUCCUCCUCAUAAGAUUUCCCUUCUACCCAAAUAUUAUGAGAAUGCCGUGGAUACGUUUGAAGAUGAAGAGGACCUACUCGUGGAGGAUAAAUUAGGUCAAGAAUACAAAAUCUGUCAUGAUGAAAGAGAAAAGCCAGACCUUUCAAAAGAAGUAGCAGAACUGCAGGCGGAAGAGUUUGAGCUAAGUAAUACCCCUGGAGAGCAAGUAGACUUUAAGCUUGGUUCAUUUGAAAGUAACUUGAAUGAUCAAAAUGCACGCAGUCAAUUUUCUGAACCAAGUAAGGUUGACUUGCUGCACAUUAUUAAUGAAUCUAGCAAGGCUGUGGAAACUUUUGGAGAUAACCAAAAUUUAAAAGAGAACUUGCCCAAGUCUGGUGAGGAGGAACAAUUGGUAAAUUUGAGUAAAGACCAGGACGAAGAAAAAUUUAACCGGACUGAUGUAUUCAUAGAGAAGGCAUCCAAGGCAGUACUGGAGCUGGAGACUGAUAUCAAUACCGAUGUGUCUAUGUGUUUUUCCAGUGCACAAAGGGAGGAAUUUUCACCAAAUGUCCAUGAAAACUCUUCAACACCUCUCUUGGAUUUACUGAACAGGGAAAAGGAGCAACUGGAGGCUCAAUUUAAAGUACCAUUCCUCAAGCCUGAAUCUAAGGAAAUCCACGAGGAGCAUGAAUGCAUUAACGAAGCAGAACCCAAGGACAAUCGUGAGGAUAGUGAAGACUUUAAAGGAGAUGAGCUGAAGAGCAAUGAUUCAAAGGCCAAUUCUUUGGUUGAUAUGAUACUGUCUUCCUUUGUCAAGGACACUAUCAAACAAUUACAAGAAAUCAAGAAGUCUCGAGCUGAGAAGAUCCAGUUUACUAAUCAAGGGUUACGGUUCAAAUUGGAUGUUGAAUCUUCACCCAGGUCACCUUCCAAGGAUCUAGAGGUAGAAAACCAGACUGUUGUCCAAUUGGAGACAUCUGUAAGAGAUGAUCGUGAUGAUGAUAAGGAGGAAAUAUUAUCGCCAGAUCUUUGUCCUCGACCAGGCAGCCCAGUGUUUGGCACAAGUGGGCAGGAAGAAUUGGCCAAACGCCUGGCAGAGUUGGAAUUGAGUCGUGAGCUGCUCGAUGACCUGGUCGAUGACCAAGAUUGGUUUGAUGAGGACUUUGGACUGAGCGGUAGCAAAGCACAGCAGACAGUGCAGGAGCCCCAACCUCCAAAGGCAGUGCCUGUCCAUGAGGAACCCUACUUUGCUGUACCUCAUGAUGCAUUAGAAGUUGAGAAGAUGGUUCAUGCAGCAGCUGAGGAGCUGUGGAAGUUGCAGGAACUUGGCCAUGAUCUAGCAGAUCUACAAAUGCCCCCAGAUUAUCUUGGGAAUAAUAAAGGGAAAGAUGUAGAGAGUGUGAGCAAGAGAGUUUAUUGUGAGGCUGUAUUUAACUUGACGAGAGAGAUUUUUACUGAGAUGUUUGCUGAAGACCCCAGUGCCAGCCAACCCCCAUGGAUGAAGCCAAGCCGAAUUAGCUCUGCUUUCUUCAGACGAGCAAGGAACCCACGGAAUUUAAAUGAAGUGAAGAUCUUCAUUUCUAAUGAGGUUAUGAAAUUGUUUGGAUUCAACCAAGAGCAAAAUCAGAAGACAGACUGGCAAAAGAUGAUGAAAUUUGGCAGGAAGAAACGUGAUCGAGUGGACCACAUUUUGGUUCAAGAGCUUCAUGAAGAGGAAGCCCAAUGGGUGAAUUAUGAUGAGGAUGAGCUUUGUGUGAAGAUGCAGUUGGCAGAUGGAAUUUUCGAUGCUCUGAUAAAAGACACCAUAAAUGUACUGAAUCAGAUUCAGGGGAAGCAGUUAAAACUCAUGUUAUCCUAACAUGGACCAUGCCGUCGGCCAACUUGUGGACUCCAGAAGAAAGCCAAACCUCAUGCCCCUAACAGAAGAGAAUCCACCUUGGCCUGUAAACUCCUCUCUCCAAUUGGGUUUUGACAUCUGGCAUGGAAUUUCCUCAAUAAGUAGAUGGUUUGGAAUAUCGCUCCUUACUGGAGUCAGCCGACUGGCAGGAUGUGGAUACCAAAAGUGCCAAUCCUUUCCCCACCUAUUUAUAUACACCCCUAUCCCAUUUAUUUAUCCAAACUAGCAUAGACUUGAAUUCAGAGAAGUUUGCACAUUCAGUUGUUUUUGCAUUUACACCUACGUUUACCUUUUUAAAAACGUAUCUAUCUUGAGGUGCUAUGGUAUCUGUGUUUGAUGUACACUAGCUCUGAGAGUUGAAAUUAUGGCUGAUAUCAUACACUGAAUACUACCUCUGAGUGAGGAGUACAUCUGCAUGACUGAAGUGGAGGGCAAAAGUAUGGAGGUUUAAAAAAAAAAUUGCUCUUACUUCAUUACUAUAACUCUUGAUUUUAUUUUUUUGGUUUUAAAUUAUUUCAGAAAGAGGAUAAUUGAUUUUUAUUCAUUUAAAUGGACUUCAAGUUAUUGGCGUUCAUUUUCAGGAAAAUGUUGCAUACUUUGAACAGCUUUUGAGAUCACUUGCAUUGAUUCAGAACUUCUUUGUAAAAGAAAAUGAAUGAUAAUUCAGGUCACAAUACCCUGGUUUUUUGAAGUUAAUUAGUGCAGGGCUUGUGUUCUUUAUUCAUUUAUAAUCUCUGUACCAAUGGUAAAAGGUAUACAUUUCAAGGAAAAUCCCUGGGAUGUCUGACCAUUUAAAAGGUUCUUACUAGAAACCGUGAAGUGCUAACCUACCCACAUUUGUAGGACUGUCUGUCUGUGUCUCUCUCUCUCUCUCUCUUAUGGGAAUCUUUUUUUUUUUUCCCUUCCUGUCUCCCCACGAUAGCAUAUUGCUCCUGUCCAAGCCUAUUUUCCCUAAUGUUCCUUCAAUGAAAUGUUUGAGUAGCUCCUUUACUUGAAACAGUGCUAAGUGUGAUCAGAGGUUCCAGACAUUAAGAAUUUCAGUAGUUGGAUAUCUAAUUAUCUUCCCUGAGCCAUUUGCUCCACCAGCUACAUAACUAAAGAUACCUGAUCUUGCUGCUUAAAAAUAGUCUUGGCACCCAAUCACUCUGCCUGUGAUCUUUAAUAACUGGGUAUUAAUGAAAAGUGAAGAAAAAUGCUUUUCAUUUUACUGUUUUUUUUUUCCUUUGUAUGCCUACUCAACCACUUUGCAGUUGAUGGCUGGUAGAGGUGGAUUUAUCAUGGAUAUCAUGUUGAUCUCGCUCGUUCGUGUGUGAGUGUUUUGUCAUCCCAGUAAGUGAGGGUUAUCUCUCUCUCUCUCUGUCUACUUGACAUAGGCCACAAAGUGCGGAGAAUUACCAGUUGUAACUUGUAGCUUUCUCUGUUUUGUACAGAGGGGAUCAUAGUAUUUCAUGGCCACUUGCUGCACAAAACUCACUUGUAUGCAGGAAUUCUGGCUGAUGUUAUUUUUCUUAUCUUCAUAACCCUGAGAUCUCAGGUUCCCCUUGAAUAGCUAUGAUCCUGUAGCUUAGCACCAUGUAGGGAAACAAAUCCGAACCUUCUAGUCAAUGGAUUGCUUGCAGGCACUACGUUCACAGAAGGAUAUUAAUGAUUUAACUAGUUGCUAUAUGAUGCUGAUUAUGUUUGCUUAUGGUUUUUAUGCAAACUAAAUUUAUUCUUGAUCGCCUUAUUGAUUUCAAGCAAGCAAAUGUCUUCUCUGCUUGCCUUUCUGCCUCCACUUUGACCUCACAUUGUACUGAUACAAUAAUGUUUACCGGAGCUCAACAUGCUGUAGAAAUCAAAGCACAAAAAUUGACGAGACAAGUCAAUGUUUGCAGCUGUAAGCAGGAGUUGGAAAAUACUAUCAAAAGAAGCAGCAUUUUCUCUUGUAUAAACUUGUAGGAGCAAGUUACUCAGAGACAUACCUUUAGCACUACAAUGAUUAAUAUGGCUUUAACUCUGUAGGAGUGCAACGAUAGCCCUGAAAUCUUGAUGAAAGACAUCUGCUGAACAGAGGGAAGCCUCCACAUGCAUGUGAUGUGUUCAUAAAAUAAUUAUGAAGGAUUACUCUGGUCAGUAGACAUGCAUAAACACCUUUUGCCAUACUGCUGCUGCUUGGCAACCAGGCCACAUCUUUUUCCAUGUAUGUUGGACCUCAUUUCUGUCUUUUUGCAAAGCAUUAGGCAGGCACCAACUUGGUGGAUGUGGUCAACCACAGACCAUUGUUUUAACUAACCCACUUUGGCUACAGUACUAAUAGUUGGUCAAGAAUUGGUGGGUUGAUAACUGGGCUCUAUUGGAGGAAGAUUAUUUCAUUGUGAUCCCAGAUCAGACCCCAUCUCUCCUUCAUCUUGUACUUAGCAGUGUACCAAAGGAGCUAGGGCAGCACUGCAAACAUUUUUCCUACCAAAUCAGUUGCUACCAGGUGGGAGUCCCAACUUCAUUUGCCAGUGGAGCAGUACAAUGCUGGUUCUGAUGCACUUGUUCGUUCAGAUAGAGGGGCAAACCACAGCAUCUGCACCAAGCACUGACGACCCCACCUUGUUUAGUAGUUGGUGUUUAGUCGUCAGCCUGUCCAUAGGGCUCGUGUUUAAAAUGGUUGCCUUAGUUACUUAUAUACUUGAGAAAGCCAGUACCUGUGUGUUUUUCAACACCAGUGUUCAGCUGUUUCAAAAAAGAAUAUGAAACCUAUUUAUUAAGAACUUGAAGUUCAAAUGCUGAUGUGCUCAGUGCUGUAGUGGAUUGGUCUCCUCAUUGCAUUGUACCCAAUUUCUGAAACAUAAUAUGCUGGGUAAAUUAAUACAGGGAGACUUGCCUCUGUGCACUUUACAGUGCAGAGCUACACCAAGGAAUACUUGACUGUACAAUGUAUUUUGUGUGUGUGUGUGUGUGUGUGUAUGUGUAAAUACUGGCUGAGCAUUCCCAUCUGAGGCAAUUUGCAUCCCUGUUGUAAUUUUGAGGGAUGGAGUGAUGUGAGAGUAUGGAAAUGUAAAAUAAUGGGUUUUCCCCUCUGUAUACAUAUCUGUAUAUAUAUUUGAUAACAAAUUGACUUAUUAAUACUUAAGAAUUUUGUAAAUAAACAUUUACUGAUUUAUAUGUGA
Molecule: messenger RNA, 12917 nt
Organism: Rhincodon typus (whale shark)
Lineage: Eukaryota; Metazoa; Chordata; Chondrichthyes; Orectolobiformes; Rhincodontidae
Gene: cep350
Product: centrosomal protein 350
Exons: 37
Coding region: 10-9741 (3243 amino acids)
Biological process (GO): microtubule anchoring
Cellular component (GO): centrosome
Molecular function (GO): microtubule binding
Source: RefSeq, a predicted model, not a curated record